Molecule: messenger RNA, 2320 nt
Organism: Syngnathoides biaculeatus (alligator pipefish)
Lineage: Eukaryota; Metazoa; Chordata; Actinopteri; Syngnathiformes; Syngnathidae
Exons: 1
Coding region: 122-2314 (730 amino acids)
Biological process (GO): rRNA processing
Cellular component (GO): nucleolus; small-subunit processome
Source: RefSeq, a predicted model, not a curated record
UUUCGAACUGCCGAAGAAGAAGCUAACGACGAAGAAGAAGAAGAAGACGAGGAGGCGGAAGUAGUAAGUAGAAGGCGUUCUUCGCACGUGUGUUGUUGACUGUUGAGCGUUUGUCUUCAACAUGUCAAAAGCUUCGACGAAAAAGCGGACGAUGAAGGCCCGCAAGAAGCGUCCGACCGUUCCAGUUGAGAACCCCGACGUAAGCUACGAUUUCGAGGAAGAUGGUUUCGAUAAAGCUGACGAUUCUAUCGCUAGCGACGGGGAGGAAGACAGCGACAAUGAACGAAAACGCCAAAAGCUGGUGGAGGCCAUCAGCUCUCUCGGGGGAGCGAGGCGCAAGAAAAUUACCGGGGAGCGAUCGGAACCGGCUCUCCAAAAGUCUGAAUUUACCGUCAACGCGGAGGGGGAGGGUGUCAAAAUAAAGUUGACGGAUCUGAUGAAGUCCAUGGACAAAAUCUCGGCCGUCUCCGCUAAGGCCAAGAAGCAGCUAAAGAAACUGCAUCAAAGUAAGAAAACAGUCGAGUGCCCGGUCACCACGCAGGAACGUGAGAGGAUCCAGAGAGAUGUGGCCUUUCAGAAAGUAGCAAAAGAGGUUACGCAGUGGCAAAGUGUGAUUCAAAAGAACCACAAAGCUGAACAACUUGUUUUCCCUUUGAAUCAGGAGCCCCCCGGGCCCAAAGCCGUGGAAAGGGUCGUUAUGUCCUGGAAAGCACAAACUCCCCUCGAACAGGAAAUAUUUUCCCUGCUCUCUGCCAACAACCAACCGACCACCGACCCCAUUUUAACCCCCACCGAGGAGGCUUCCAUGAAGGCGAUGAGUCUGUCGGAGGUUAAGAUGCGCCGCGCCGAGCUGCAGAAAGCCCGUGCGCUGCAGUCCUACUACGAAGCCAAAGCUCGGCGAGAGCGCAAGAUCAAGAGUAAGAAAUACCACAGAGUGCUGAAUAAAGCCAAGCGCAAAGAUUUCCUCAAGCAGUUCGACGAGAUGGUGAAGAAAGACCCGGCCGGCGCUUUGGAGGAGAUGAAUAAAAUGGAGGUGGCCAGGAUGCAAGAGAGGAUGUCGUUAAAGCACCAGAACAGCGGCAAGUGGGCCAGGUCCAAGGCCAUCAUGGCAAAAUAUGACGACGGCGCCCGCAAAGCGAUGCAGCAGCAGCUGGAGGUGAACAAAGACCUGACGCAGAAACUCGCCGUCGCCGUAUGCAGUGAGGACGAGGAAGCCGAAAUCCCGGAAACGUUGCCCGAUUUUGUCAACGAAGCGCCGCAGGGAACGGAUUCGAAUCCGUGGAUGAAAGGGAAGCUGUCCGAAGACCCAGCCGAGAACGGGAAGGAGGCGGAUGACGUCGCCCCACAGUCGACCGGAAUCGCUCCAGUUACAGCAGCAGCAGCAGAAGAAGAGGAGGAGGAGGAAAGCGACGUGGAGGAAACCGAAGAAGAAUCCCUGCUACGCGAGUUCGACAGCCGUCGGAAAAUGCGUCAGGAUUCUGAACCGCUUCAGGUCGGGAAAGAAGAUUCGCAGAUGGAGUUGAACAGGAACGCGCCAGUCUUGAAGGAGUCCGAAGACACUUCUGUGCCUCUGCUGGAAGGCCAGACGGACCAAAUGGAGACUUUCGAGUACAUGGAGCUCCUCAACCAAGUGGAGUCAGUUCAAGCCGAGACGGCAUCAGUCGAGCCGCAGCCGUCCUCGGACCGAGUGCCCCAAAAACAGAAAAAAGGAAUAGAACUGAAAGAUGUUCUCACCAAAGACGCAAAUCCCCUUCUUGUGCCGCUGGCGCCGACCGCGGCGGCCACGGAGGACUCUGACGAAACCCUCGACCAAACCGGACUCAUUCGGGAAGCCUUCGCCGGGGACGACGUCAUCUCGGACUUCGUGAAGGAGAAGAAGAAGCAGGCGAACGCGGACAAGCCCCGCGUGGUGGACUUGACGCUGCCCGGCUGGGGGGAGUGGGGCGGUUCGGGCCUCAGGCCCUCCCUGAAAAAGCGCAGGAGGUUCCGAGUGAAAACGGGCCCGCCGCCGCCCAGGAAAGACGAUAGGCGGCCCGGUGUCAUCAUCUCCGAGAAGCGAAACGGGUCGCUGAGCCUCCACCAGCUCAACUCGCAGCCGUUUCCCUUCACCAGUCCCGCCCAGUUCGAGAGCACCUUGCGCGCCCCCGUGGGGCGGACCUGGAACACCGAGCGCACCGUCAAAAAGCUCACCAAACCCGAAGUGCUGACCCGGCUCGGUGCCGUCAUCGAGCCCAUGGCUCGGGAGGAGCUGACGAAGGACAAGGACGCGCGUGCCGGCGAUUGGAGUGGGGAGAAAAUUAAAAUUAAUUUUUGAAUGUUG